Parastagonospora nodorum SN15 is the source of this 882-nucleotide messenger RNA. RefSeq lists its product as hypothetical. Gene Ontology annotation, cellular component: P-body. Gene Ontology annotation, biological process: deadenylation-independent decapping of nuclear-transcribed mRNA; deadenylation-dependent decapping of nuclear-transcribed mRNA; positive regulation of catalytic activity. The transcript has a single exon. Bases 1 to 882 code for a protein of 293 amino acids. Gene Ontology annotation, molecular function: enzyme activator activity; mRNA binding. The record is from RefSeq and is a predicted model, not a curated record. Lineage: Eukaryota; Fungi; Ascomycota; Dothideomycetes; Pleosporales; Phaeosphaeriaceae.
AUGUCCAAGACGCGACUCAUCCAAGACCACUACCACAACAUUUUACUCACUCCCUCCAACCCCGCAACAGUCAUGGCACCCAACAGGGCCAGAGCGCGCAAUCAGCAGCCUCAACCACCGCAGCCCUCCGACUACGAGACAGAUGCCCCGCCUCCAGCACUCGACGUGCCGCUGCCUCCCCCGCGCUCCAACGAGGAGCUGAACCUCUCCGUCCUGCGACGCGUCUACCCCGAGGUGAUCGCCAUAGAGCACGUGACAUCAUUCGUCGCCCUCUAUGUCUUCAAGCUCGAGACCCAGACCUGGGAAAAGGUCGGCACCGAGGGCACCCUCUUCCUCUGCCAAUUGACUCCUGCGUCUAACGGUGCUGAGCGAUAUUGCGUUGUCAUACUCAACCGCAAGGGCCUCGACAACUUCUACCUCGAACUCACCAGUAGCGACGACAUGGAAAUUUCCGAGCCCUACAUCAUUGUGCAGGGUGACGAAGUCUACGGCCUCUGGAUCUUCGCCGACCCGCCGCCUGCCACGACCGCCAACAGCCUUGCCGAAACCGCGGAAAAGAUCAUGGAGAUUGCUGACAGGGCGAAAGCAAGCCGUGACGCCAAGGAUAGAGAAGGCAAGAACGGUGUCAAGCAGGCCGUCGAACAGACCGAGGCUGCAUCAUCUGCACCCAUGGGCCGUCAGCUCUCGCUUCGCCAAUUGUUUGGCCAACCGCGCGAGCAAGAUGCCGGAUUCAGCGUCAACAGUUACAGCAGUGGCCCGCCGCCGAACAUGUACGCGCAACAGUCAGCCUACAUGCCGCCACCAAACCCUGCACCAGCACAGCAAGACGUGCUAGGUCAGCUGUUCAUGAAAGCCAAGCACGAUUACAAUGGCUUUGGCUGA